CUAGAGCGGCAAGGUGUGCCGGCGCAGGGCGGCACCAUUUGUUGCCAUGGUAACCAGAGCCACUGGGAGCACGCGCUAGUGUCUCGAUCCCACGUUAUCUCUGCCAGACACGGGCACUCUAUGUAACGCGGGCGCACAUCAAAUCGAAGUCUUUAGGGGGUCUCCAAUGGCUUCGAAGGAAAGGGUGGACACAGUGAUCAAAGGAACAGGGUUUGGGCGCAGCCCCAAGCUGGCCACUUACACACCAGGAACGUGCGAGCUGCUCAAAGCAAUGAUGAAGGAAUCGAAACUGACUAACUUCCAACAGCGCCACCUCAUGGACAGCAUAAAAAGAGGAGACCCUCUGCCCCUACGGUGCAGCCCAACGUCAAGCCAGACAGCCUCACCUUCCAAGCAGCCAGCCUCGGCCAUCUACCUGCCUCCCAUCCUGACAGCCCGGUCCCACCUCCGGCCGGCCAGCCUGUGCCAGGCCAACGGGGCCUACAGCCGCGAGCAGUUCAAGCCUCAAGCUACCAGAGAUCUGGAGAAGGAGAAACGAAGACUCCAAAAUAUCUUUGCCACUGGGAAGGACCCAGAGGAAAGGAAAAGAAAGGGCACUCCUGUGCCGCAAGAGGAGCCAGCCCCUGAGGCAGACCGGUUUGAAGAACGUGAGCCAUGUGUUGUUGGUGAGGGAAAUCCAGGAGAGAAAGGAAUUCCUGGCCACCAUGGAGGCCCUGGGUCAAGGCAAGCAAUACCAAAGGAUCAUCCUCACCGAGAUCUCUCAGGUAGGAUGAACGAAACCAAGUCUGGUUUCACCGCCGCUGUCCUCCCGGCCAUGUGUAGAGCACAGAUGGGAGGCGAAACCAUGGAGCACUGUGGCUAAAGUCACAUGGAGUCUCAAGCUCUGGCCAGAAUGAUGGUGGCUUCUCCAGCCCCUACCCACACCCGCUUUCCCUGAUCCCUUUUGCAGAAAAUACGGGAAAUGGAAGACAUUGACCACAAGAGGAGUGAGGCACUUAGGAAGGCUCUGGCCACCACCUAAUCAGAGAUGGGGCAGGGCAGCCCACUCUGGACAGCCAGACCCCACCCCUUGGCAGGGCAGGGCAGGGCCAUCCUCACGUCAGCCCACCUGUACUGGCCUUCAGCCACAUCAAAAGAUGCUCAACACUCCCCUGCCUGACAGCAUGGGGCAAACAGUGCCCCGGACACCACCUGGAAUGCUGCAGCCACUGGUGGAGCCUCUGAGCCACCGACAGUCACAGGCACAGACUUCAAGUCCUUUCUCAGUGACAGCAAGGCCCAGGUCUCACCCCCAUGGACGCCUAUCACAAGGCAUCCAGCGGCUCUCUCCCUACCACCUCCAGCCUCUGUGUGUCCUGCUCAUUUCGUUUCUGAACGUAGGAAUGAAGAUGAGGCCUUCUUCCACCUGUCUUAGGCCCUGCCUAUUUCAUUUCUUAUAACCUUGGGCAAAUGUUUAACCACAGCAAUUAAUUGGCCAAUAAAACAUAUUUAACUUGG
This is a messenger RNA of Heterocephalus glaber (naked mole-rat), 1497 nucleotides long. It is a transcript of the gene CUNH22orf23, whose product is annotated as chromosome unknown C22orf23 homolog. NCBI's taxonomy places the organism in Eukaryota, Metazoa, Chordata, Mammalia, Rodentia, Bathyergidae. The record is from RefSeq and is a predicted model, not a curated record.